Molecule: messenger RNA, 1473 nt
Organism: Podospora anserina S mat+
Lineage: Eukaryota; Fungi; Ascomycota; Sordariomycetes; Sordariales; Podosporaceae
Exons: 5
Coding region: 1-1473 (490 amino acids)
Molecular function (GO): syntaxin binding
Source: RefSeq, a predicted model, not a curated record
AUGUCGAACGCCAGCCCCCUCGUGGCCUCACCUGCCGCGACGGCUCCCCGACCAGCUACACCGGCAGCCAACGGAGUUCCGAGUCAACCGCCGCCUGCCGAUACCGUCCCCGUCGCGAAUGGCCAUGCUGCCCACACGCACGAGAACCGGCCCGCCCCCGCCCCGCCUUCGGCCGCUGCCAUGACGGGGAAGAAGGGGAAGCAGAAGAAGCCGGAGCCGACCGAGGCCUCGAAGCUCAUCGCCCAGCGCAUUUCCCAGCUCGAACUCGACGCCGCAGGAGAAAAGGAUCAGGAGGCCGAGAUUGAACGGGAAGUCAAGAAGGCCAACAGGGAGUUACACACCCAGACCUCUCGGAUGAACGACUUGCAAAAGAUUGAUCAUCUGACGAAGCGAUGUUCGGAUCUUCUGGCUGAGAUGAAACGCCACGAGCGAGAAAGCAUCAAGAACAAGAAGCGCGGCGACCAGCUCCAGAAGGAUAAGGACAACACCCGUACCGAGUUAAACAAGACCACGUCCCUGAAGGAGAAGCUAGAGAAACUCUGCCGGGAACUUCAAAAAGAGAACAACAAGCUUAAGAAUGAGAAUAAAACACUCAGCGAUACCCAAAUCCGCAGCCAACAGACAUGGGACGAAAGGUAUUCUGGGUUGCUCCGCAGGAUGGAUGACCAGCAGGAGGAGAAGGACAAUCCGCGCAAACAAGUGGUCGACAUGAAUACGGAAAAGUUUUUCCGAGAUCGCUUCAAGUCCAUGAUCGACCAAUACGAGCUCCGCGAGUUGCACUUUCAUUCCCAGAUGCGCACCAAGGAACUCGAGGUCCAGUAUAACCUCGCCAGGUUUGAGCGCGAGAAGAAGAACUACGAGGCUGAGCUCACCCGGUCACGCCAGCUUAAUGCGCAGGUGCAGACAUUUUCCCAGACCGAAUCGGAACUGAGACACCAGCUUAACGUGUAUGUGGAGAAGUUCAAGCAGGUCGAGGAUACUCUGAACAACAGCAAUGAGUUGUUUAUGACUUUCCGCAAGGAAAUGGAGGACAUGUCCAAGAAGACCAAGAGGCUGGAGCGUGAGAACGAGACUCUGAAGCGGAAGCAUGACCAGGUCAACAGCAACAUCUUCAAGAUGGCCGAGGAACGUACCAAGAACCUUAGCGAGGUUGAGGAUUUGAAGAAGAAGGUGGACAAGCUGAAUGGCAUUAUCCGGCAGAUGCAGCAGCAGGGCCGUGGCAUUCCCCAGGGUCUCACCAACCCUGUUGAGAAUGGGUACGCGGAAGGCGACCUCGAGGGUGACGAGAGCGAGUAUGAGGAUGAGUACGACGAGGGUGAGGAAGAUGAGGAGGUCAGCGAUGAUGGGGACGAGUACGAUGAUGAGACCGAGGACGAGUCGCAGCAGCAGCAGCAGCAGCAGCCUCAGCCUUAUGGCCCCGAAAGACCUCCCCCUGCCCCCGCGGCCACCACUACCACUAACGGUCAUCGCUAG